CAUGGCUCCGCUGCGCUUCUCGGCCAACGUGUCCUGGCUGUUCCCCGAGCUCGCGGGCCUCCCCGCGCGGCUGCGGGCGGCGGGCGGCGCGGGCUUCGAGGCCGCCGAGGUGGCCUGGCCGUACGCGGAGUCGCCCGAGGCGCUGGCACGCGCCGCGCGGGACGCAGGGCUGCGGCUGGUGCUGAUCAACACCCCCCCGGGAGACCAAGAGAAGGGAGAGAUGGGGCUGGGGGCCGUCCCGGGGAGACAGGCGGCCUUCCGCGAGGGCCUGGAGCAGGCUGUGCUGUACGCCAAGGCUCUGGGCUGUCCCAGCAUCCACCUGAUGGCCGGUCGGGUGCCUCGUGGGGCUGACCGAGCAGCCGUCCGAGGUGAGAUGGAGACAGUCCUUCUGGAGAACCUGAGGCAUGCAGCUGCAGUUUUGGCCCAGGAGAACCUCGUGGGACUGCUGGAGCCCAUUAACACCCGCAUCACUGACCCCCAGUACUUCCUGGAUACCCCUCAGCAAGCGGCAGCCAUCUUACAGAAGGUUGGAAGACCCAAUCUCCAAUUACAAAUGGACAUAUUCCACUGGCAGAUCAUGGAUGGGAACCUGACGGCAAACAUCAGGGAGUUCCUGCCCAUCGUGGGACAUGUGCAGGUGGCACAAGUCCCAGGCCGAGGGGAGCCGGGUAGCCCUGGGGAACUGGACUUCUCUUACCUGUUCCAGCUGCUGGAAGAUGAAGGCUACCAAGGCUUUGUGGGUUGCGAAUAUCGGCCUCGAGAGGUCACUACCACUGUCUUGGCAGGAGACACUGCAGAGGGUCUGAGUUGGCUACGUUCAUACUGGGACACACGAGGUCGCCCACGGGCUGAUCUGCACACCACCGGCAUGCAGUGAGGGUGCCGCAGAAUUAAAGACAACCUGCUGACGUUUUUAUACGUGUAUAUUACAGAUGUGGGGACACACAGUGUCUAAGACUUCAGUAUCUGGGUUGCUUCCCUCCCAUUGAGAAAGGACACAUAGCUCAUGCUCAAAUCCUCCAGUUAAUGCCAGGGUUGCUGUGGCUACAGGAGCUUUUGAGCCCUACUUCUCAUCUACAGAUGAGGAAUCAAGGGUUAGAGAAUAGGCGUGGGGCUUGAAAAUGGUACACAGGUCACAGGUCACAAGUGCUACAGAGGCAGAGCUGGGAUUAGAACCAGUGUCUUAUCUCGAUGGCAAUUUCCAGUAGUGAUGGCUAAGUGGGAAUAAAGACCAGAGGGCCAAGGGUGCAAGUGGCUGACAGUGACCAGACUGAGGCAGGAUUCAGGCAGAGCUCUAAGGGGUGGUGAGGACAUGCCACCUGGUGUGAAGAACUCCUGGUAUGCCACCCACGGAGGAAGGCAUUCUCUUCUGGAGAGCCCAGGGGCCUCUGGAGCCCGGACUGUUCAGUAGUUGUAUCUGGGGAGAUCCCCAGACACAGUAACAACUCUUCAGUGUUACUCCCCGUCUGAGCUCACUCUGGGGCCCAUAAGUGCUGGUCAGUUUUGACUCAACGAGUAGUGAAUCAGUGUUCCAGUUCUUCAGAGGAGGCGGGUCCAGAGGGUGAAACAGGCGGUGUUGAUGACAGACUCCAAGUGGUGGUAGGUGGAGACCAGCUGGGCAGGGGGGCUCUCACUGUCCUGAGACUGCACUGGGAAGGGCUCUCGGAAAACCACUGUCAGAGACUGUGGGAACAUGAUGGGGUGAAGUGGUAAGAGGAGGCCACAGGAGGGGACAGGAGCAGGGCUCAGGAGGAAUGUGUACCCGGCCUUGGCAAGCUGAACUGGGUUGGGGUAGUCUGCCACUAAGCCCCUCGCCCUGCUCUCACCGUCUUUCCCAAGUGCGAGUCCAGAAACACGAGAACAAAACAGUCAGUGAACUUCUGAUUUAGCACAACCUGCAGCAACAGAUGAGAUGAGACGAGGGAGUGAGCUUCGUGUAACCUAGGGGACAUGGGCCUCUUUCUGGGCUUGUGGAGAUGGCAGGCUGAGGCCUCCUCUGGUCACACCCCAGCUCAUGUACAUGUUCACGCCACUCAGGACUGGUGUUGCCAAACUGAGCCUCAGUCUGACUGCUGGAGCCCCCGCAGAGUACUUCCAGAGGGUACGCCCACAGCUUGCCAUAGUGAAGCCAAUAAAUGAAUUCCAUGGCAUGA
Jaculus jaculus (lesser Egyptian jerboa) is the source of this 2153-nucleotide messenger RNA. RefSeq names its product hydroxypyruvate isomerase (putative) (gene Hyi). The transcript is spliced from 8 exons. Bases 2 to 877 code for a protein of 291 amino acids. Gene Ontology annotation, molecular function: hydroxypyruvate isomerase activity. The record is from RefSeq and is a predicted model, not a curated record. Gene Ontology annotation, biological process: glyoxylate metabolic process. NCBI's taxonomy places the organism in Eukaryota, Metazoa, Chordata, Mammalia, Rodentia, Dipodidae.